AUGAAACCAGAAAUGGAGGCAACAUCGGGAACUGGAGGCGGAGGCAGCAUCUGGAGUGACGGAUCCACAAACCUGGCCAACGUCAUCAGAGGACUCCCCAAGUUCGAUGGAACGAAACCAGAGGAUUUCAACGACUGGAUGAAGAAAUUGGGUGUAGUCGUCGGCGUUACUCAGAGGGACAUCAUGCCACUUCUCAAGGGAAUGCGCGGGCCUGAUCCCUCGGUCACCACCUUCGCCGCAUACGGGAGAGCAAACGAAGACCUCUACGAAAUCCUAUUCUGCCUCGUCGAACUGCCGGCUGUACUAACCGUACACAAGCACGAAGACGACACCGGCCUUAGCGGCGACGGGCAGGCAGCAUUCGCGGAACUGAAGGCCAACUACAAUCGAGUGACAGAUGAAGUGAUCAGGGCUAAACUGGACGACCCGGAAAGGACGGGCAAGGAGGCAGGAGAGAACCCGGACGAUUUUUUCAACAAGAAACA
Messenger RNA from Ectocarpus sp. CCAP 1310/34, 485 nucleotides. NCBI's taxonomy places the organism in Eukaryota, Phaeophyceae, Ectocarpales, Ectocarpaceae. The record is from the annotation of a GenBank genome assembly.